AUGAAAGCCUUUACUCCUCCACACUCGCCACCUUCAAGCAAGAAGGAGAUCGAGUCUAUCCAGCCUGUGCCCAAGAGUCGACGCAAAUACGAUUUCUCCAUCAAAACACUUCAAGAAUACUCGCACUACCGUCAAGACGACGCUGCUAAACUUCUCGGUGUGGCUCCGAUCACGCUCAAGCGCAUUUGUCAUCGACGCAAGUACCGUUGGCCGUACCGUACCAUCAAGGCCAGGCUCCGUCGCAGCGCUCUCGCUGCCCAGACGAAGAAAACAACUGAAGCUUUAGCCACUCGGAUGACGACACCAUCAUCGCCUUCGCUGGUGGCUCCGGAGCUGCUACUCUCUUUGAGUAAAGAGAGAAAGACGUUCAACUCCUCGCCCACUGCGGUCAGCGAUGUGGCAUCUACGCCAAUGGUUUGCUCUCCAAAGGCUCGAUACCCGUUAACAAGCGAGAUGUUGGGAUCGAAUCAACUUCCUCCGUUGACUUGGGUGCUACAGAGACAUCGAAUGCAACCACUGGUCACUCCGCCUCAGCGUUACCACCCGAUGAACUACAAGAGCUCCUUCUACUCUGCUUCUUUCCCCUCGACAGCCCCCAAGUUCCCAAUCAGGACUAUGCUAGGUUCCAAGAUGCACGAAAUGACGCUGCAACUUCUUCUGGAACGCUCGCAGUCACGCCACCUCCCACACCAGACCAAUCUCUGA
Molecule: messenger RNA, 705 nt
Organism: Phytophthora nicotianae INRA-310
Lineage: Eukaryota; Oomycota; Peronosporomycetes; Peronosporales; Peronosporaceae
Exons: 1
Coding region: 1-705 (234 amino acids)
Source: RefSeq, a predicted model, not a curated record